Molecule: messenger RNA, 9294 nt
Organism: Acanthaster planci (crown-of-thorns starfish)
Lineage: Eukaryota; Metazoa; Echinodermata; Asteroidea; Valvatida; Acanthasteridae
Gene: fez2
Product: fasciculation and elongation protein zeta 2
Cellular component (GO): cytoplasm; axon
Source: RefSeq, a predicted model, not a curated record
CAAACGCACAGUCGUGUAAUGAAAGGAGGAGGGACCAGUGAACCAAGCCCAUGCAGCAAGCUGUCGCCGCGCCGCACUCGUAAUAAACGGGAGAAAACAUAUGAAGUGCAUCGCAGGCAAGUCAAGAAAAUGGCAGCACCGCUUGCGAUUUUCGACGAUCAAGGCGAUCCACACACCCCAAGCACGGAAGAAUGGCCGGAAUUUAUCGAGUUCAGGGGCUCCUCUGCAGAUGACAUCAAUUCUAAUGGAAAUGCCUUCCCGGUUUUGUCGAUAAAAGAGGAAAUAUGCCCGGACAAUUUUAAUGAACGAACCAUGUCAAUCGAGGAUUUGGUCAACAACUUUGACGACAAACUCGCCGUGUGCUUCAGGAAUUACAACCUGAACACGGAAAGAAUUGCACCUGUCAAAAUUCUCACACAAGAGGAGGUUAUGAAAAAUUGCAAAAUAUGGAAGAAAGUGACAGAUAACAUGGGCCAAGUCAUGCCUCUAGACUGGAAGAACUCACACACGCGGAAACUGCACAUGCCAACACUCAACUUAUGUACCAAGAAGAGGAAUGGUGACAAUCUGGACUUGCCUGAGGACCAUGAACUGACCCAGUGUUUUGACAUGCAUUCCAUGGUUUUGUCCUCUACACCACCCGAAGACCAAGACCCAGUGAUCACAGCAGAUCGAGUGAUUGAAGAAAUUGAUGAGAUAUUCCAGUCACAGUCAGACUCAUCGCCCGAUGACCAAGUGGACGAGGACUCAUUAUCAAAUAUCUCACGGGAGUUGCAGGCCCUGAGAGAUCGGUCCAUCACCACUAGCAGCUACGAGGAGAGCCAACUUGCCCAAGGAUCGCCAGAGCUGAAAUGCAUGACACUGUCGGAGCUGAACGAGCUCCUAGAGGACCUGGAGGCCACCAUCAAAGAGUACUCGGAGGCCCUGGUGACAGAGCUGGCGCUGCGGGAGGAUCUGUGCUUUGAGAAGGAGACCAAGAACCAGUUCAUCUCGGCCCUGGUGGCCGUCCAGAACAAGAUCAAAGGUUUUAAGAAGCAGCCGCCGUCGGCGUCCGGCAAGAAGAAGAACAAGAACGGCGUGGAGCCGGGAACGUAUUUAACCACCAGAAUACCAUACCACAAGGGUAGUGGGCCUCCAGAUGUCCAAACACUGCAGCAAGUCACAAAAAUUCUGAGAGCAAUCAACGAAGACAGCAAAGACGUCCCGGACCUUCUGACCAACUACAUCCUCAAAGUGUUGUUCAAACCAGAGAAGGAUGGCGAUAUCCCACUACCAUUGCCCAUGGAUAUGCAGGUCAGGUAAAAGGUUAAAUGUGAGAGGUCAGCCAUCGAGGAAAGAGCUCUGAUUUUGUCAUCAUCAUCAUUGUUUUUUGCAUCUUGCCCAUUGCCAGUUGGCCCAAGCCACCCGUUCCAAGAAAUUUCUUUUUUAUUCUCAGUCAUUUUUUUGGGGGGGGGAGGAAUUGGGAGAAGUACCGGUACUGUUGGCAGUCACAUGCUGAUGUCGGGGGGUAUUAAAACAGUUAAAUUGACGUGUUGGGUUUGCAUCAAGCUCUGAAUGUUCAUCAGCAAUACAGCGCCAACAGAUUUCAUCACUUUCAUCAAAGUUCUAUUGCAUGUCCCUGUGGUUUUGUAGCAUAACGUAAACGUAGCAAGAAGGUAUUGUCAUUCACGUAGUGUUAGUAAUAUUCUGUGACGUACAUGUACAUUGUACGCAUCAUGCGAUCUUGUGCAGGGUUCUAAAUAGUACUUGGAGAUAUUCGUAUUUAGAGUGUAUAGAGUAGGGUAAAUGCAAAAAAAAAUCAAAAUAAAUACGUACAUUUGUUCUUGCUCUUUUGUAAAAUAAAAUAUAUUACUAUUAAUAUAUUGAAUACUCACGUGCUGGAAAUUCUAAAUUGACUGUAAUGCAGUUAAUUGUUUCACUGUAAUGCGCAAGUAUUUUUCUUUAUUUGAAAUUUUGUCAGUAAUUGGACUGAAGCGAAUUAGCUUUCACUUCGCUUUUUGUAUUGCGUCGUGCUAUUUUUUUCUUUUUGAAUUUUUUAUAUGUUCAUGUAAAUUUGUGUAUUAUAAAAAGAGACGAAGAUUUAAUUAUUAAAAAUGCCCAAAGAUUUAUUAUCCUGUCAAAAAUCCAUUAAAAAAUAGUAGUGGUCAUUGUUGAAAUGGUACGCACUGAAGCCAAAAUAGUGUAAGUCAGAUGAAAGAGGUUUACAGAGGAAAAUGUGAACAAAAAUUGCCUAGUCAUUUCUCGCGCAAACGCACCAACGAAAAAGAGUACGGUACUGUGUUUUUAAAGAAACAGAAGAUUGUUUCUGGCUAAGUACUCCAGGCACAGUUCAAUCAUUUCUACUUACUGUAGUACAUCUUAGCAAUCCGGCAAUAGCCACUCCUUGAUUUCCACGAUGCAUGUACCUUUGGCAGCCAAAUUCUCUAUGUGUGGGGAAAAGAUAAUCUGUUUCUACCUGUACAAUCAAUGAGAGAAACUUGUGCAUAAUUAACAAUAUACUUGUACCACUUCAAGCUGCCCACCCUCAUUCAGUUUCCAGGCCCAAGAUUAUUUUAUUCCGGUUCCUAGCAGCCGUGUAUGCUUGCCCAAUGGGUUCUCCUGCCACUUGCCACUAGCAAGUUCUGUGAGUGGAUUAAUGGACUACCAUUCUUAUCAGGCAAAAUGUUGGAAUUUUAAGACUUGUAACAACCUCCUGCUAUGGGCCUCGAGCUGGACCAAGAGGGCAAUAUUUGUAAGCAAAAGAGGAACUGAACUUCGUUUGUUCACGAACAAAUAGGAAAUGCAGGUGUCACAGUCGCAUUACUACCAACAAAUUGAACAUUCCUGACCAACGUGGCUCUUUUCAACCGGGGGGGGGAGCUUUUGAUGGGGGGAUACCGGUAUAAUGACAUUUUUAAUUAGAAUAUUUUAAACAAGCAAAGCUUAAAAAAAAAAGAAAUAGGCCACCUAUCCAAUCAUAGGCUGUGUUCCAGUGUUUUUGCUGCAUGCAUCCCUGGAAGUCACCAGCCUGACCAGCAGCAAUAAGGGUGGUUCGUCCUAUUCACGCAAAUUGCAAAGCCAAAGCAAAUUUGAUGUCACCAAGUUUUGUGCUUUGUCCACAUUCUCGUCACUGUCAUUCACGCAUACGGUUUGCUGGAUCACAGAAUAUGACUGGAACUUUCCUUGUGUCCAACCAGGAAAUAGGUCCUUGUCCAAGAUGUCUUCAAAUUUUACAAUAUUACAUGCAAUAGGCUGUGUUUUCAUAUAGCAGGUACGCACACUGGUCUGAUUCCCUCCUUCAACGGAGAGUUUUUACAGUCAGUCAUUUUCUUCAGGAAGUGCUUGUCAUUUGCCUGGAGUCUCGAAUAGGAUAGGCUAGUCGGAUAUACAAACCACCGGUGUACACAAUUUGACAAUUUUUAACACAUGAUAAACAUUGCAGAUGAAUGUACCUUAGCCUAUAGAGUACAAAAUAUAUAUUGUGAAGUUUGGUGCAGGCUUCUUUUUUUUAUUUCUUGAUAAGGAGUUUUUCUUCAGUUUUUUGGUAUCCUCUGUGAUGUGUCUAGCACACAGUGGGUUGUUAUAUCCCGAGGUAAGACUCAAGCAAUCAUGAUACGCUCAUACUCAGUUGACAUAUCACCAACUUUAUUCUGGCUUGUUCUGGCAAAGGAUUUUCCUGUCAUCGAUUCCACAAAAUGUCCUCCCAAAGAGUCGUAUGGUUUCUCAUGAAAACACUUCUGCCUUUCAGCAUCAGCAGGUCAUUACAAAGUGACACCUCAUCAAGAUGGAUUCACGGGCACAAUUUGGGCCAGGGAGAAAUGCCUCUGGGAUUCAAACAUUUUGGCGCCAUUUGACAGUGAUCCAGCGCAGGCACUUGUAGGGAAUAAGGCACAACGCAUACAUGUUAAACUUUUGUCAUGUAAUAAAAGACAAGUACUGCAAUAUCAGUGUUAGUAAAUGUCAGUUGUAAAUCAGGCUUGGACUGCAGUGUGUAAAUGUAUGCAUGUAGUAUAGACUUCCUCACAGCAUUGUCGGCCGCCUCAGAAAAUUGUCACACAAUCAAGUAUCAAACCAAAUCAAGCAUCUCAAAGGGACAGUUACCUGUUGCAUUGGUGGGUGUUGUUUAUAAACUCAUUUGCAUCUUCUCUACACAAUGUGGCGUCUGUAUUAUGGACAAAGAUGCGUACAGACAAGUUAGUCUGCUUGAAACAUCAACGUACCAAAGGGAUAGCACCAUAAGUCAGCCUUCGAAGUGAUAGCACUUCGAAGUGCUAUCACUUCGGUUUAUUGAAUUACGUAUCACACAAAGGCCAAGGACUUUUUUCCUGGGAAUGCCAGCCCUGUGUUGUUGCAUUGCAUGUGCUUCAUUAAUCGGCUCUUGAUCCACCUGGGAUCUAUAUCUGCUUAGUGAACAAAUAUCCCCUUCAUUGACGACAGAUAGAUUGACUAGAAUGGUAAUGUUAUGUCAUUGGCACCUUGCACCCAGCACCUCAACAAAACUUGAUCAGUUACUCACAUUUUUACCAUCACAAGUUAAAAAAAGAAAAGGAAGAAAAGAAACACCAUCCCUGUAUUGCUGGGUUUUAUUAGAGUUUCUCGUUUUUAAUCAGUGCUGAAACAACUAGCCCAACUCCCCGCAUGGCCAUUUUCUGUAACAGGUAGCAUGUCCUGUGGCAUUUGUACUGUAAAUAAAAUGCAGCUCUUUUGAUUAAAAAGUGCAAUUUCUUGGAUCAGUGUCAGGAAGUGUGUAGUUAUGUAGAACAUAAAGAUAACUAUGGGGCGGUCAGCUGAAUGGAAAUUUGCUUUUGGCACGAGUUGUUGUUUUCGUUGACUUUUCCUCAUGGAUAUAAUGUACACAGUGUAGUAGGAUAAAGGAGUGUUACUUGUAGUUCUCGUGAAGGAUAUUAGCUGUGUUUCUGUAGGUAAUUCUAUGUGACAAUGUGCCUGUUAUAGCUGUGUGCAGAGACAGAAAGGACAUAGUAACCUGUUGAAAAGGAAACAUUUUACAAUAUUUCAAACACCGCGUGGACAAAUUCACGCAUGUUUAUCAGUGUACGUUCUCGAAGCCCCCAAAAUACGCUGAUAGUGUACAGGUAUCUGUCCCUUGGCAGUUCGAAAACUAGUUUACAUGUACAUUUACGGUAUGUGGGAGGAUGUGUAGCCUGGAAGUUAAAAUUUGAAACUCUUGAUCACAGGUUCAGGGGUUCAAAUCAGCCAGCUGGCUUAAUGUUAUAACCUUAGGCAAGUGACUUUACUCCAACCCUAGCUCCAACUUGCCCUCUCUCCACUCAAGAGAGUAAAUGGGUACCUGUGAGGGCAGAGAUGGUUAUUACUUACCUCUGAUUAGCCAUUUCACCUGAAAUGGCAACAUCAGGCUGUGUACUCCCCAGGGAGCUGAGAUUCAGAAAUGUUUAUAAGCCCGAUGAUGAUAAUAAGCAUGUGCGCUCUGAUAGGUUUUCCAGAUAAGUGUGCCAUGUAAGUCUAUAUGUUGGUACGAAUAAAACAUACAUAGUGUGGACGUUCGCACAAAGGAAAUCCACAUAAUACAGGGUGUGGACUUGCACACAUCCACACUCUAUUUUCCCCUCUAGAGACAUUUCAGGGUCGGGUUUAUCAAUGGCAAAAGAAAGAUAAACAAAUCCAGCUUGUUGUCGUAGAGGGAGAAAUAGGAGCACUCCCCCUCCCUUCAAGUUUUCUGAACUGCAGGAGACCAACGGCAUGCCAACACUAGGAAUGUGAAACAAGCAUGUACGAGUGCACAGAGCUCACCUGCCUGUCAAAAGAAACGAAAACUAGUUGCAGUUUCGUGGCCCCUAAUAAAAUUGCACCCUUAUCCUUGGAAGUUUUAAAAUCUGAAGUUAAGGCUCCAUGCUAGAGUAACAAGGAACAACUUCUGUUUUUGCCCUAGAAAAAUUGGAAAUUGAAAUUUAUUUGGUGCUUCAUUGUGUAUGUGUGUUUGUAAAAUUUGUGCCAAUUUUGCUGUUUGUACUUCUCAUAUUUAGCAUAGUUAUGAUUCAUUCACAUCAGAUUUAAUAAUGGACUACUGUUUAAAAUCCAUUUGACGUACAUGUAAGCGGCAUAUUGAAAGCCUGGGCCAUUAUUUUUUUAUACUUACAUGUCAUUCGUUGCUCAGGUGCUUUGCAUUCACAAUAAAUGUCAAUUUGUUCAAACCUGUACCUCUGUUUUUUUGUUAUGUUUACAUUUCAGUAUUAUUUACUUUGUAUUGGAUUAAGCAUAUAAGUCAUUUUCCUUUACCAUUUCUGCAACAAAGUUGUUACCAGUACACGGCAAUUAGUAGUAUGGGUGUAGUAAUAGACCAAGUCUUUGUUAUAAGACAGGAGAAACUUGGGGGGCCUACAGCUAAAGGUUUUCACAUGGACAGCUUGCAGUAAAUUGUCAGAAGCCAUGGGCAAGGUGCGAGCUUUUGACACAGCCUAUGUCAUGAUAAGCAUUCGUCAAAAAAAAAAGAAAAAAAAAUUGAGCCAAGGACCAUGUUUUCAGAAGGUCAUACCAAUGAUUCUAUGAAAAAUUGUGAACUAUGCACAACUGCAUAACCAGAACUUUAAAAGUUAAAGAUUUCACAGAUGCCAUCAUAUUUGUCAUAUGUUUUCAAACAUGUAUUUGAGAGAAUCCAAGUGUGCUUUUUCAACCAGUGCAAGGUGGACUUUCCACAAAUCAUCAUGAGAGACCGACACUCCACAUAGUUGAGAAUGUCAGGUGAACCCGUCCUGAUUGGUUAAGCAUUGCACGUGCUCGUUGAGAUUUUACCAAUGGGAAAGGUGCUCAAGAGACCUAAAUCCUGAAGGCAGAUCAGUCAAGUAAUAACUGAAAUCACUGCUUUCUGUUGUCCAUUUGGGUUCAGCAGAUCCAGAAGUACUAUGUGUAGAGAAUGCUUAGCUGAUACGUGGUCAUUCUGUACCUUCAAUGGUCAUUUGGCGUGUGGUGUUGUUAGCCUUUCCCACCUUUUUUGUGACAUUCACUAGAAACUGUAGUAGCCAGAUUGAGAAGAGAUAUUGUGCACAACUGGUGCUUGAUAGAGGUUGUGCAUGGUAGUCAUUUUUCCGGUAAGGGCUUUUGUUCCCCAGGGAUACACAUCAGGGGUGGAUCCAGGGGGCAUAGGGGCGCAUCCUCCUUUUUUGACCCAGACAAUAAAUAAGUAAAUGAGAAAAAAUGAGGGAGGAAGGAGAACAAAGGUGUCGUACUGCUUGAAAUUGCACCACGGAGCACCUAGAAUCCAAAAUGGCUCCAGACUCCACGACAUACUGGCAUUUUACCAUUACUGCUUUAGCUCACGCCCUCCCCCUGUGAAAAAUUCAGGAUCAUGCCCCCUUUUGAAAAAAACAGGAUCUGCCCCGUACAUGAGUAGACCUUUUUUGCUAGAUUCCUCCAUAACACAGGCAGUUACUGGAAAAAUGGCUGUCGUGCACAACCUCGGUAGAAAACCAUGAUCCACAGUGCUAGAAAUAGGUUUUUUUCGUAUUUUCAAUUCCUUUUCUUGGUUAAUUUGUUUGUUAAUGUCUCUUUUAAUCGAAAACCUUGAAUUAUAUAUUCCCUAAAGAAAUGAUGAAAACAUUUCACCACUUUUUGUACUGUAUUUAAGCAUGCCCCAGGCAUAACUGUUUAAGCUUUUUUGGAAGAUGUUUUACCUGGAAAAACAAAGCUAUUGUCGUAAAUUCUAAAGUAGGUUGAAGAUGAGGCCAUUUGCCUGUCAGAAGUUUAGUGAGUGUUUAGCUGAGGUAUGUGUACCGUUGACGCAUUCUAGAGCUUAAUCAUGUGCACUUGCGUACAUGUAUAGAAAAGUGAAUUGUGAAACACUCCAACUUUUUCUCUGUGGGAAAUGUAUGUGAAAAUGACAUUUCAGUGGAGGUGUUGUGACAGCUCCUAGAUUUGGAAUCCUUUGGCUUUCGGCAAAUAGCAGCUGUCAACUUGACAGACUGUUUCAUAAUGGGUAAGUUUGAUCAGUGACAGAUUGUCAACUAAUGGUCGACUUUGACUGGUAACCUAUGCUUGAAAUGUAUACCGGACACCAGGCAAAAUCGACUAGUGGUUAACAAAUUGCCACUGAUCACACGUACCCAAUAUUGCUGUGUACAGAAAUUUGAAGUGCAGGACUUCUACUUUCUACACGUCCAAACUAAGUACAGUUCUCAGUAUCAUUGUCAAAAUGAAAUCAUGUUGUAGUGUGGUGACCAUUUAUAACACAUUAAAAUAAUGUUAAAUGCACGAGUGGGCAACUCUUGACAUAUUCAGUGUGUUACUGUAAUAAUAAUACCAAAGUAGAAUAACUGACUGCAUUUUAAAACAAAGAGAAUUGUUCAACAAAUUUAUGAUAACAGCAUUGAAAAUUGCACAACUCUGUGCUGCAUUAAGAAUUGCUGCUUGUGACUUUUUUCCAAAAACAGGUCUGAGUAUGGUAAUGAAUUUUCACUUUCCUUUUUAAUUAAUAUCCAACUAAUAAUGAGGCUGUUUCCUGUGACACCAGAAGGAAAGUUGCACACAGAUGUGCUGCUCUUAAAUCACUCCUGAUUUCUGUAUUCGCAAGAUAAUGUGUUUUUGGAGUUGUCCAUUGGCUGGUAAUUACUAUUUAAGAUUUGUUGAUUGUUGUACAUGGCUUAUGGCUCUCAUGGUGAAGGUGCAAGUGCCAUGUACAUGUAUGCCGUAUAAAAUAAUGUCCCAUAUCAUAGCAGCCAACCACUGUUCUGUCACAUAGAAGUAUGAGAAAAUGACUGGUUGAGACUCACUCUGCUGGCAAAAAAUAAUUUCUAGCUUGUUGAGCAAGCCUCAACCAUCCUGACACAUUUUAUUGGUCAUUGUGAGCUUUCCUGCCAGACGCCACACUGAGGUUACACAAAUGCUCUAGUGGGCAUAUCCUUCUUGUCUGAUGCUCUGGUGCAGUGACUCUGUGAUGCCAGUGUGUAUAAGGCAGCUUUUAAUUAAGUGACUUAAAUACUGUCACAAUUGUUUUCUUUUUUACAAACAUGGCAAGCAUUCAUCCUAGAACAAUGAAAUUUAGAGGUUUAGUUUCUACUAUUUCACAAAAGUGGUUACCAGCUAAUUUAGUAACAUGACCAGCUAACUUGGCUUGUGAAAACAGAAAACGGGAUUUAGAAGCAGUUUGUAUCAGUGUGUUGCUUUAUCUGAGUACUGCAGGCAGCAGCCUUCAUAAUUUAUCUUACAACCUGAAUUUAUGCCAAGAUAUUGAAAGGUUGCAUUCAAUAUUUGGAGCGGCAGGUUUAGCAAACUGUACUGUACAAGUAAUCUUGUGUUAAAAUCAAUGUGACAGAUGUGAAUGUAUUAAAUGUCAAGAGAUUCAGA